AUGUCAGGUGGUGAACCGAAUAACGGCUCGGUGCCCCUCAUCCCAAUACAAAGCCGCCGCCAGUACGGACGGCUGGACUAUGACAUAGAGCACGACCCCGACGACCAAGACGAUCGCGACCGCGACCACCUCCAACACCACGGCUCCUACCACGACUCUGGCGUGCGCCACGACGUCGACACCUCAUACCCAGGCUCCUCCUACAAUCCUACAGAUGUCAACAUGGCCCGCACGCACAUCGCCGCCCAGCUGAGGCCGCGCAGAAGUUCCACAAAGUCUGCCGUCCUCGUCAUAGCCUCAUAUGCCUUCGACUGGAUCAUCAUUAUCGUCGCCCUCGGCAUCUCCUACCUAAUGGGCCACCAACGGCCCAACAUGCGCCCUUUCUUCCUCGAGGACCCAAAUAUCUCAUUCCCCUUCACUGAGAAGGAGACGGUCCCACCAUGGUUGCUUGUCACCUGCAUGGGAGUCAUCCCCAUAUUUGUCAUCCUGAUCAUCGCUCUCAUCUUUGUGCCCGGAAACACGGUACCGAAGGGCACGCCCAAGUCCCUGAUCUGGAAGCGCAAGCUAUGGGAGCUCCAUGUCGGCUGGCUGGGGCUCGCCCUGGCUCUGUCAUCCGCCUGGUUCAUCACCAAUGGCAUGAAGAAUCUCUUUGGCAAGCCGCGCCCAGACAUGCUGUCGCGCUGCAACCCGGACCUUGAGAACUUUGAGAAAUUCAUUGUGGGCGGCCUUCGCGUCGCCGACGGCUUCCAACGCCUCGUCUCGGCCGACAUCUGCCAGGGCACCGACAAGCCCGACUCGCAGGAGCUGCUGGAGGACGGGUUCCGGUCCUACCCCUCGGGGCACUCGAGCUCCGCCGCCGCGGGGUUGAUCUAUCUCAGCUUGUUCAUCGCCAGCAAGUUCGCCAUCACCUUCCCCUUCCUAGCGCCCGCGCCGGCCGGCCAGUCCAACCCGGCAGCCACCUUCUCCGCCUUCCCGUCGCGCCACCCGGCCAACCAGGUCCGGUCCCGGCGCCUGCAGGCCAGCCUCGAGGGGGAGCGUCUGCACGGCGCCCACGACCCGGAGACGUCGGACAUGUUCGCGCGGCAUAACAAGCGGCUCGCGUCGGCGCGGCAGCAGGCGGCCGCCCCGCCGCUGUACCUGCUCAUCUUCGCGUCGGCGCCCUUCUUCGCCGCCAUCUUCAUCGCCAGCUCGCGGUGGUACGACUUCCGGCACCACGGCUUCGACAUCCUCUUCGGCUUCCUGAUCGGACUCAUCUGCGCCUUCUUCGCCUUCCGCUGGUAUCACCUGCCCGUCUCGCAGGGUGCUGGCUGGGCCUGGGGGCCCCGCUGCAGCGACAAGGCCUUCUGGGCGGGUGUCGGCAGCUUCAGCUACGCCAUGGACUGGGAGGACCUCACCCAGGAGUUCAGCCCCGUCGACGAGGAGGCCGCGCUCGGCGAUAAGGAUCGGUCCAUGGCCAGCACGGGCAGCGGUGGUCUGCGCGGGGCAGAUGAUGGAGAGGAAGGGGCGAGGCGGCGAGCCCAGUAG
Diaporthe batatas is the source of this 1524-nucleotide messenger RNA. RefSeq lists its product as uncharacterized. The record is from RefSeq and is a predicted model, not a curated record. Gene Ontology annotation, molecular function: phosphatidate phosphatase activity. Bases 1 to 1524 code for a protein of 507 amino acids. Gene Ontology annotation, biological process: phospholipid metabolic process. The transcript is spliced from 2 exons. Lineage: Eukaryota; Fungi; Ascomycota; Sordariomycetes; Diaporthales; Diaporthaceae.